Messenger RNA from Bacillus rossius redtenbacheri, 1798 nucleotides. RefSeq names its product serine/threonine-protein phosphatase 2A catalytic subunit alpha isoform (gene mts). Gene Ontology annotation, molecular function: protein serine/threonine phosphatase activity. Gene Ontology annotation, biological process: mitotic cell cycle. The transcript has 6 exons. NCBI's taxonomy places the organism in Eukaryota, Metazoa, Arthropoda, Insecta, Phasmatodea, Bacillidae. The coding region runs from base 311 to 1240 and encodes 309 amino acids. Gene Ontology annotation, cellular component: cytosol. The record is from RefSeq and is a predicted model, not a curated record.
AGUGAUGAAAAAAGUAAAAUAUUUAUAAGGAUUUUCUAAUAGAGAUAAUUUUAAUCUGCUCUUUGGAUAUAGGCAUAUUAUGUCGAAAUUUAUUGCAAUAUAGUGGUAGUUGAUGACUAAUCUGCAAUUUUCGAUAUUCAAUUUCAUGACGUCAGAGGCUUUAGGUUGCUUUUGAGUCGGCCAUUUUGACCCUUGGGGUUUGUGAAUCUGGUGUAAAAUAACUAAUAAUAUUGCAAGGAAUUGAUGUAAAUCGAAAUAUUAAUAUUUGCAGAUAUUGGCAUAAGUUUUUCACGUUUCCUGCCAAAUAAUAAUGGAAGAAAAGGCGUCUCUGAAAGAAUUAGACCAAUGGAUAGAACAGUUAAAUGAAUGCAAACAACUGACAGAAAGCCAAGUCAAAACUUUAUGUGAUAAGGCGAAGGAAAUCCUGGCCAAAGAGUCGAACGUGCAGGAGGUGAAAUGCCCGGUGACCGUGUGUGGGGACGUGCACGGCCAGUUCCACGACCUCAUGGAGCUGUUCCGGAUAGGCGGGCGUUCGCCCGACACAAACUACCUGUUCAUGGGCGACUACGUGGACCGCGGCUACUACUCCGUCGAGACCGUCACGCUCCUUGUCGCUCUUAAGGUGAGGUACAGAGAGAGAAUAACGAUCCUGAGGGGGAACCACGAGUCGCGACAGAUCACGCAGGUGUACGGCUUCUACGACGAGUGUCUGCGCAAGUACGGCAACGCCAACGUGUGGAAGUUCUUCACAGACCUGUUUGACUACCUGCCGCUGACCGCGCUGGUGGACGGGCAGAUAUUCUGCCUGCACGGGGGCCUGUCCCCCUCCAUCGACACCCUAGACCACAUCCGGGCCCUGGACCGCCUGCAGGAGGUGCCCCACGAGGGCCCCAUGUGCGACCUGCUGUGGUCGGACCCCGACGACAGAGGGGGCUGGGGCAUCUCGCCGCGCGGAGCCGGCUACACCUUCGGCCAGGACAUAUCCGAGACCUUCAACCACUCGAAUGGCCUGACCCUCGUCUCCAGAGCGCACCAGCUGGUCAUGGAAGGUUACAACUGGUGUCACGACAGGAACGUUGUCACCAUAUUCUCUGCCCCCAACUACUGCUACCGCUGUGGUAACCAGGCAGCCAUCAUGGAGCUGGACGAUGCCCUCAAGUAUUCAUUCCUGCAGUUCGACCCGGCCCCACGGCGCGGGGAGCCCCACGUCACCCGCCGGACGCCCGACUACUUCCUGUAAGCCACCGGCACCGCUGGCCCACACAGCCCCAGCACCCGUCGACCAGGGUCUGUUAGGAAGCCUUGCAACCACCCGUUACUGUCUGUAUCUCUGUGUAUAUUACUGAACUAGCGAUGGCCCGUCGCCGCGCGUCUCGCGAGCCUGUGGGGUGUGCAUUAUGAUGUAAAGGACAUAGCAAAUUACAAUGUAGGCAUUUUUGUGGCCUGAAUAAUUUUUCCUUCGAAUGUUUGAGUUCUGUGACUUGCGCUUCUGAUUUGUCUCCUGUGCGUGCUGUCCGGAUCACGGCUCUGGAAGCGAGCGAGUGGAGUAAAUACUGUAAUGAAUAGCUUUAUCCAAGCCUGUAUCAUAUGCUGCUGAGGUUGUUUUUAUUAAUAAGUGUCUAAAAAAAAAUAGUGGUGUCAACUCUUUCCUCAGUGUAAAAAAAAAAACUAUUUCUUUACAUCAUCACUUAGUUUUUAGAAUAUUUUUCAGUCUAACUUGUCUUAUAAAUAUUUUGUGCUGUAUGAAUAAGAAACUUCUACUUGGACCAUAAUAAAGCAUUUCCUUAAAAAACUUUCA